AUGACGACGCCCAAGGACGACAGCCUCUGGGCACACUGGAAGAUGCUUGCCGCGUGCUUGCUCAUAACGAUGUGCCCCUUCCAGUAUGGACUAGACUUCGGCCUCAUCGGUGGUCUACAGGCCAUGCCAGGUUUCCUCGCGGUUUUCGGCCACAAAGACCCAACCGUGGCAAUCGGUUACAACAUCUCGACCGGACGCCAGCAGCUGAUAUCAUCGCUGAUGACACUGGGCGCCUUCAUCAGCUCCUCCACAGCCGGCCCCGUCGCCACCAUCAUGGGCCGCAAAAUGGCCAUCUGGGCCGCGUGCGCGACGUGCGUGGCGGCCAACGCCGUGAUGAUGGGCACGACGUCGAUCGGGGGGCUGUACGCGGGUCGCUUCAUCCUCGGGCUGGCCAACGGCGUCUUCAUGACCUUCUCGCAGCUGUACCUGCAGGAGAGCGCGCCGGCGCGGUACCGGGGCGUGGCGCUCGCCGCCUUCCAGUGGUGGACGUCCGUCGGCACGCUCGUCGGCACCGUCGUCGACAACGCCACCGCGACCCUGCCCGGCCGCGCCGCGUACAUGAUCCCGCUCGGCGUCGUCUACGUGCUGCCGUGCGUCAUGUUUGCGGGCUUGUUCUUCGUGCCCGAGAGCCCGCGCUGGCUGCUGCAGCGGGGGCGGAGGGAGGAGGCGCGCAAGGCGCUGCUGUGGCUGCGGCCGGAUAGGGAGAUGGCGGAUAGGGAGAUGGUCGAGAUUGAGGAGGCCAUUAGGAUCGAGGAGACGCUGGCGACCGGUACCGCGAUACAUGAUUUGUGGAGGAACCCGGUGGAUCGCCGGAGGACGGUGAUUGCCGUUUGUGCGAUUUCCACCCAGGCGGCGUCGGGCGCCAUGUAUAUGAUCGCGUACGGCACCUACUUCUUUGAGAUGGCGCACAUAGGGGAUGCGUUCCGCAACUCCUGCAUCUUGACCGGUGUGGGUGUUGUUGCCAUCGUUGGCAAUACUCUCGUCAUCUCAAAGUUUGGACGCAGGCGUGUCUUCUUGAUGGUCGGAAUGUUCCUGUGUGGCGCUACGCAGCUCAUCAUAGCUGUGGUUUACACUGUUCAGCCGGGAACUGUCCAGACGGGCAAGGUCAUCGUGGGACUCUCGGUCGUCUACAUCAUCGGGUACAACGGCAUGGUUGCCACCUAUGCUUGGCUCUCGGGCGGCGAGCUCCCCUCCCAGAGACUACGCUCUUACACAUUCGGCAUCGCCGCAUCUAUUGGCUUCCUCGGGGCUUGGCUGGCUACCUUCACCGCCCCGUACUUCAUCAAUCCCGACAGCCUCAACUGGGGGCCGAAGUACGGCUACAUCUGGGCGCCGUCGUGCUUCCUCACCGUUGUUUGGGUCUACUUCUUCUUGCCCGAAGUCAAGAACCGCACACUCGAGGAAAUUGACGAAAUGUUUGAGAUGCGCCUCCCAGCCCGCAAGUUCAGGAAGUAUGUCUGCACUGGCCGGGUCCACGAGCACCACGGCGGGAGCAAAACCUCGGUUGAGAGAAUCGAGGACAUCUACUCGAACGAGAAGAGUACGGCGGAAGCGACCGCUAGCGCCAACUAG
Diplodia corticola is the source of this 1572-nucleotide messenger RNA. Its product is annotated as mfs sp sugar:h+ symporter. Gene Ontology annotation, molecular function: carbohydrate:proton symporter activity. The transcript has 8 exons. Gene Ontology annotation, biological process: carbohydrate transport; transmembrane transport. NCBI's taxonomy places the organism in Eukaryota, Fungi, Ascomycota, Dothideomycetes, Botryosphaeriales, Botryosphaeriaceae. The coding region runs from base 1 to 1572 and encodes 523 amino acids. The record is from RefSeq and is a predicted model, not a curated record. Gene Ontology annotation, cellular component: membrane.